Molecule: messenger RNA, 1124 nt
Organism: Papilio machaon (common yellow swallowtail)
Lineage: Eukaryota; Metazoa; Arthropoda; Insecta; Lepidoptera; Papilionidae
Exons: 8
Coding region: 68-1024 (318 amino acids)
Source: RefSeq, a predicted model, not a curated record
CAGUCGAGUUGGUUGCGAGUUGCGACGCUCUCGCCCGUACACUUCUGUUGUAAAUUCCCUUGUAACGAUGAAGUUUGCAAUUGCCCUAUUGGCGGCUGCGUCUUUGGCUACUGGUUUACAAUAUGACGGAUUUCGAGUGAAAUUUGGCUGGUCAGAUGCACUAGCUGAUAAAGAAUACUUCUUCAGUCUGCCACGCGUUGUGAGCGAUGCUGAGGCGAAUGGUUGGCGACGCACCGAGCGACCCCCAGGGCCAUUGCCUGAGCUUCGCAUGUACUGCUCCACGGGCAAGAAUGUUUGUCCGUUAUACGAUACUGCCGGGUUCAUAGCAGGACUACAAGUCGCCAUACCAGUUGAAGGUUACGAAUACCCUCCAUUCUGGGUUCCGGAAAAAAAACUAGUGAAAUGGGUCGCAAAAGCCUCGCAUGGGGAGCCAGAGAAGGAGUACUGGACUGCUACACAAUUCUACGUCUCCGAAGAAUCACUGAAGGCAGGCGCCGGGCCAACCAUAGAGAACGGUGCGACGCUCCAAGACGGCGGCGUGUGGGUGGCUGGCCCCGACGGCCGCCUCAUGAGGAUACCCAGCACAGAGGCUGAACUCAACACCACCUCGUGGAAGAAACAAAAUUGCAUUCCUAACAUGGGUAUCCACUACCACUACAAUAUGGCACCAGAUCUGAAGUGCGAGGACUUGUUCCCUUGGUUCGCAACGACUACGGACACAGACCUCGCUGUCGUCGGCUUCCAGAUAAUUGGGAGAAUACCCAAACAAAAUCCUGACUGGUUCGAGAAAAUCCCGAAGGAAAGCGCCCCGAUAACUAUCCCCUUAGCACCACAAUGUUUAUACGACAAUGUCGAUAAGUACGGCGUUAUAUCUUUACACGUUUAUUUUAUCGAUAAACCGUGGACAAUCAAAUGCAAAGACGGUGAUUCGAUCAAAAAACCAGGCGUCGUCGCGCGACUGAUGUUGAACAGUGCUAAAUACGCCAAUAAAAUUGUUGAUGAAGUGAAGAACGUUUUUGGAUGAUUUUAUAAUAUCUUGAGAACGCCAUAUUUUGCUAAUUUGGCACAUUACUUAUUACCGAUCAUUUGUGAAUAAAAUUUACACACUUACUUUUUGUGUAUUA